GACGGAGGGCCCCAGUGAUCGCUUGCGCGGGGUAACAUCCGUCGCCCCGCCCCCGUGUGCCUUCCGUGCCCCGCCCCUGUGCCCCGACUCGCCCCGCUCCACCUCGCCUUCCCCUCACCGCCCCGCCCCGCCCAGCAUCAUGAGGCAUCCUUGGUAGCAGUUACGGACGCCCGGUGCUGAAGGAGAAGGAGAGUAAGAAGAUCGUAGACACAACCACCACAGCUACCAUAUCACCCCCACUACCACCACAACUACCACCAUCACAACAGUCCUCAUCACAACAACCAUUCCCACCAACAAUAGUAACACCUGUAUAGAUCAUAGCAUCCUACACCUAUCAACAACCAAAAACAAAAGACAAUGCUCACUGCCACCACCUAAAGCCCAACCUUCCCAUCCCCUUAGCGACAACCAACCACCAUUAUCACCUCCAAUAACACCAACAACUGAUACACCACCAACACCAAGAACCGCUGCACACACCAUCACCACCACCACCACGGCGACCACCACCAAGAUCUUCAACGACCUGAGCUGUGAGGUCGGCGGGUCGGGGGAGGCGGUGCAGGUGCAACAUUACAAUGACCUGGCUCGAUGCAAGACCACCAACAUGGACUCUUGCAGCAGAAACCAGGACGCCAACCCGAAGGAGAAGAACAAGACGAGAGACGCCGCCUCCACUUCCACCGCUGCCGCCACCGCCUCCACCCGAGAAAAGACAAUCAACAAGAACAUCCCGCAUCGGUUCUCCUUCAGGAAUGGGCCCGGGGACAAGGGGGGGAAGAAGAGUGCCGGGCCGAUCAAGCGGGGUCUGAGUCUGAGUCUAAGACGCUCGGCCCUCUGGAGCACGCUUCACGCCAAGACGCUUGAGAUCCCUGAGCGGCUUCGUCGGGAGGAACGGAAGCUGGCCAGGGUCCCGCGGCUGCAGAUCUGGCUCAGCACGGACCAAGCCCCGCGAGAGCCUCCAUCAGGGGAGCAGCAGGUCCUCAACAACACCAGGGAGCCGCUGCCCAAGUGAGUGUUCCCUUCAGAGUCUCAAGUGUUGUCUUUAAAAGUUUGCCUCGUCCGAAGAUAUUAUGUGGCGUACUGAAGCGUUGUGUGUUUGCCAGUUGGUCUUGCGCGUAGAUAUUACCUCCUUAGCGGUUAUGUGAUAUACUGAAGCGUCCUGUGUUCUUAGGGGAUGUUUUAUGAUGUGGUAGUGAGGUGGCCACUUGCUACUUUCAUGAUCAGGUUCAGUG
This is a messenger RNA of Eriocheir sinensis (Chinese mitten crab), 1238 nucleotides long. RefSeq lists its product as uncharacterized. NCBI's taxonomy places the organism in Eukaryota, Metazoa, Arthropoda, Malacostraca, Decapoda, Varunidae. The transcript is spliced from 2 exons. The record is from RefSeq and is a predicted model, not a curated record. Bases 611 to 1018 code for a protein of 135 amino acids.